GUGAUGGGACGGGCUUGGCUGAAAGCAGCCUGAUUCGCUGCUGUCUGUGGAUAACAAAACCCCGCGCACACAGCACAUGCCUUUCCUCUGUUCAUGCUGUCACUGUCAGAGAGGUCCGGGCAGCAGCAGUCGGUGCUCGAUUGGUUUCGUCUGAAGAAACCAUGGCAGACCUAGGGGAUAAUGUUACAAUUCCUGAGUUCAGCUGCCUUCUCCAAAUGGAUCCCUAUCUCAAAACGUACGAGAAGGACUUCAAGAGGAGGUAUGAGCUGCUACAGAAGCAGCUUGUACAGCUGGAAGAGGCAGAGGGAGGCUUUGACCAGUUCACACGCAGCUACAGGACCUUUGGCGUGCAGCGACUGCCUGACAACAGCCUGGUCUUUAAAGAGUGGGCUCCGGCUGCAGAGGCCCUCUUCCUGACUGGUGACUUCAAUGACUGGAACAAAUUUGCCAACCCCUACACCAAGAAAGAAUUUGGCAAGUGGGAACUGAUUCUGCCGGCUAAGUAUGACAAGUCUCCAGCUGUGAAUCAUAAGACCAAACUCAAGGUGGUCGUUCACACUAAGGAAGGUGAGCGGCUGUACAGGAUCUCCCCGUGGGCAAAAUACGUGACCAAGGAUGAUAAAUCUGUCAUCUACGACUGGGUGCACUGGGAUCCCCCUCAGCCUUACAUUCAAAUUCACCCUCGGCCAAAGAAGCCCUUGAGCCUGAGAACAUACGAGGCGCACGUGGGCAUCGCUUCACCAGAUGCGACGAUCGCCUCGUACACCAACUUCACAAAAAACGUGUUGCCUCGGAUAAAAGAUCUGGGUUACAACUGUAUUCAGCUGAUGGCUAUCAUGGAGCACGCCUACUAUGCAAGCUUUGGGUAUCAGAUCACGAGCUACUUUGCUGCUUCCAGUCGGUACGGUACCCCAGAUGAGCUGAAGCAGCUGAUCGAUGUGGCUCAUUCGAUGGGCAUCAUCGUGCUGCUGGACGUCGUUCACAGCCAUGCGUCCAAGAACACAGAGGACGGUCUGAACCGGUUUGAUGGCUCUGACUCCUGUUUCUUCCACUCUCCACCCAGAGGGGAGCACAAGCUCUGGGACAGCCGCCUCUUCAACUACUCCAGCUGGGAAGUGCUGCGGUUCUUAUUGUCAAACCUGCGCUGGUGGAUGGAGGAGUACCGCUUUGACGGCUUCAGAUUCGAUGGUGUUACGUCUAUGCUCUACCAUCACCAUGGCAUCGGCGCAACCUUCUCAGGGGACUACAGCGAGUACUUUGGCCUUCAGGUGGACGAAGACUCUUUGGUUUACCUGAUGCUUGCCAAUCACAUUCUUCAUACCCUUUAUCCUGACUGCAUCACUGUUGCAGAGGAUGUGUCAGGGAUGCCUGCUCUCUGCAGAGCAGUGGAGGAGGGAGGACUUGGUUUUGAUUACCGACUGGCUAUGGCCAUUCCUGACAAGUGGAUUCAGAUCCUGAAGGAGUUAAAGGAUGAGGACUGGAGCAUGGGCAAUAUUGUCUACACGCUGACCAACAGGCGCUAUGGAGAGAAAUGUAUAGCCUAUGCAGAAAGUCAUGAUCAGGCUCUGGUUGGGGAUAAGACCCUGGCCUUCUGGUUGAUGGACAAGGAGAUGUACACCAACAUGAGCUCCAUAGUUCCCAUGACACCCGUCAUUGACCGCGGCAUACAGCUGCAUAAGAUGAUUCGUCUCCUCACUCAUGGCCUGGGUGGAGAAGGCUACCUCAACUUCAUGGGGAAUGAGUUUGGCCAUCCUGAGUGGCUGGAUUUCCCCAGAGUGGGGAACAAUCAGAGUUACCACUAUGCCCGCCGGCAGUAUAACCUACUGGAUAUGGAUCACCUCCGCUACUUUCAGCUCUACGCCUUUGACCGGGACAUGAACCGUACCGAAGACAAGUAUGGCUGGCUGGCUGCCCCACCUGCCUUUGUCAGCGCCAAGCAUGAAGAGGACAAGGUCAUUGUGUUUGACAGGGCAAAUGUGCUCUUUAUCUUCAACUUCCACCCCAGUAAGAGCUUCCAGAGCUACAGGGUGGCUGUAGAAGUUCCAGGAAAAUACAAAAUCAAGCUGGAUUCAGAUGAACGUCUGUACGGAGGUCAUGGACGUCUGGACCACAACACAGAGUUCUUCAGUGAGGCCCAGCCCUUCAACGGUCGCCCCAACUCCAUGCAGGUCUACAUCCCCUGCAGAACAGCUAUUGUCCUGGCCAACGAGGAGAUAGAUUACUGUUAUUAGAGGGAGAUUGUCUCCACAGAGACGAGGAUCGAGAAUGGAUUCCAACCCCAACUGAGUGUUAACAAUCACCUCCAUCUUAAAGUGUCAACCUUGCAUGCCACCCAAACCCACUUUUUGUGUUCGAGUCUUUUUCUAAAUGGGGGGAAAAAAACAUUUUGAGCUUGUGUGCUUUCAGACACCAUCUGCAACCUUAGAUGCUGUGUAACCCCAUUUACUACAGAUUGGUCCAUUUGGGAAGCAUCCAACAUAACCAGCAGCUAGAUGCUAAAACUCAAAACCCUGCCGAGUCCAUCCAGCACUAGCCAGCAGCCAUUUAUAGGCUCUGUUGAAUUUGGCGUGUCAUGUGAAACACAUGACCGGAUACUGUGGCAGAGGGCGGCAAUGCAGCAAGCAUUCAUUUAUUCAAACAUGACAGAAGCUCAGAGGAAUAAGAAUAUUUUAGAUUGUUAUGAUGACAGAUUUUACUUGGUUUAAUAAUUUUAUAUUUGAAUAUAAAUAAUAUAAUAGUGUCAAAGACACAAAGUGAUUUAUCAUAUUACCGGCACUUGAAAAUCAAAACGUCCAGGUAUUUAAACACCGAGGAGCCAUCUUUGUUAAUUUGCAUUGUGGGACAUUGUAGGUAUAAAAAUGUUGUAAUUUGCACAAAGUAAUAAGCUGCUUUGAAUUAUUACACUUUUAAUGGGCACGUAAAACAAUUGUGUUGUAAUGUUUGGAUUUAUGCAGCUACUGGGAGCAUUUAUGUGGUUAUUUAUGGCCCAGUUAUUAAGCCAGUAAUUUUCAGCUAAAGAAAAGUGAUAAUAUCACCUCAUUUGAAUUGUUCACAAUGUAUUGCAUAAUACACAAGUAACAUUUUCAGCUGAAUUGCACAGUUUUUUCCUUUGCAUAAAGUGAUGCAGUUUUCCCCUACAGUAGAGCACAUUAAGUCAUUUAUGGCAUGAAUUUCACUAAACUUUUACUAAACUGCUAAUUCAACCAAAAUAAAUUGACGCUGAUGAUCAACACAUCAUUUUGUGGCAGACGAGACACUUUUGACAUUUGACUCACACACCCAACUACUUUAAGAUACCAGGAUUUAUGUGCACCGUGUUCAUUAGAUACUUCAGCAUUCCACAAGUUCACACAGAAAGCGGAUGUGAGCCAAAGUUUCCAAUUAGCUCUGACUUCAGUGACUUUUGUGACUCAGCACACUUGAUGAUUGAACAUCUCAAAGCUGCAGUGCUCAUCCUGUGUUCCCCAUAGCCGUUAGUUUAGAAGGUUAUUGAUUAACUAGUCAAGUCGAGAUUUAUUUAUGAAGCAACAUUUGACCAAAGUGCUCUGCAAUCAAAAUAGCAAAAAGUAUAAAACGACAAUAAAAACACAAAGACAAGUUUAAAAGACAAAAAGACAAUAAAAUGAUAGAAGCAAUAAAACCAUAACAAUAAAAAUAACUCUCAUAUUGAGUCAUUAGAGGAAUAAAGAUUUGUUUUAAGCUUAACAGUCUAACAUGUAGAAGCAACUCGUCAAAGAGUUUGGCUGCUACAACUGCGAAGGCACGAUCUCCCCUGUGCUCCGGCCUUGAUCUUAGGACAAUGAGAAGCAGCUGGUCAGCAGACCUGAGUGACCUUGAUGGGACAUGUGGUUGUAAAAGGUCAGUGAGACAGGUUAGAGGUAGCCCUUUUAAUGAUUUGUAGGCAUACGAUAAAAUCAGUCCUAAAACAUACAGUGAGCCAGUGAAGGGAGGUCAGUACGGGGGAAAUUGUUCUCUCGCUCGCUUGCUCUUAAAAGAUGAGCUGUGGCAUUCUGGACCAACUGCAAGCAUGAGAGGGAGGCCUGGCUAGUGCCAACAUAAAGGGCAUAACAGCAGUCAAGUCGGGACGAGAUAAUAGCCCUUACAAAAUAAAUACACGAUAAAAAGGACUUGACCUUAGAUAAGAGUCUUAGCUAGAAAAAGCUAGAGUUGAUCACUGAGUUGAUCUGUUUGUCCAAUUUUGAAUCAGUGUUAUUACACACAUAUGUGGGUUUUACAUAUACAGGAAACACAGGUCCAUGCGAGCAGCAAAACAGGCACCACUGAGUCAAAAUAACAGGACUUCAGUUUUACUCUCAUUAAAUUUUAUUAGAAUUAGGGCCAUCCAACUUUAAACAGUCCAACAGUGAUUUUAAAAAGGUGGCAACAUUGUGUUUCAUAGGCCGGUCAAUUUCAGUCUGAUCUGCAUGACAGUGGAAUGAGAUGCCAUAUUUUCUAAGGGUGUUUUCACACAUAGUCCAUUUUUAAAAGAACCAAGCUCAGUCCUCUUCUGUUGGUCUAUUUUGGGUUCACUUAAAAAGGGACUCUAUUUUUAUGGUCACAUUGCAGUUUCUCUGGAGAUCUCAGACCUUACUGCUUUAGAUUUGGGUAGCUUUCACUUGGAACAAGGUGGCUGCUGCUAUUGUAUUGUAUGACUAAUACAGUGAUAAUACUAAUAAUACAAUCACAUAUGCACAUAUCAUCCACCCUCACAUAUGUGCAAAUGUUCACUCAUCGCUCUAUCAAGUUCGUUUUGAGGCCAGAAAUGGACCAAGUGUGGAAACACCCUAAGAAUGAGCCCUACGGUGAACAUGUAGAGGGAAAAUCGGAUUGGCCAGAGAACAGAACCCUGAGGGACUCCAGAAGGCUGACAGAAAAGCUUCUGUCAAAAGUCAGACCACCCCCAACGAAAACAUGUACGAACUGAGGAACAUCACUGAUGAUAGGUGACUGUUUUGUGACUGAACUCGCUCACUCAGGCAAAAUGUCAUGAAAAUGGUCUUUCAUAUGACAAGCUUUAUCCUUUGUGGUUGCAUUUUUGCAAACGACUGUGAUAACUGAUCUUUUUCCAGCCUUUGAGUUGUCUUGAUUUCCAUCCUCCUUCUAAAAGUCCCUUGUUGCCGUAUGAAUGGACGUCUUUUGGACACGUUCCAGUAUUCUUUGCACGUUCUAUCAAAGCAAACAGUGUUACAACUAAAACAAGAGCUGAUUUUCGGCAUCCUGUAUAAAAGCUAAUGCUUUGAUUUACUGCCAUGGAUACUGUAAUUCUGUGAUCCACACCUACUGCAUUAGUGCAGAUUCUCAGUCAUUUAAGCCGUACAUUGUAGCAUAAGGCAGGUUUUGAUCUGCCUCCCCUGCAGCUGAAGGAAAAAAAAAACACAUUCAUAUUCAGGACCAUCCUCCUGUGUUUAGCCAAAAGUAUCAU
This is a messenger RNA of Seriola dumerili (greater amberjack), 5422 nucleotides long. RefSeq names its product 1,4-alpha-glucan branching enzyme 1 (gene gbe1b). Gene Ontology annotation, cellular component: cytoplasm. Gene Ontology annotation, biological process: glycogen biosynthetic process. Gene Ontology annotation, molecular function: cation binding; 1,4-alpha-glucan branching enzyme activity; hydrolase activity, hydrolyzing O-glycosyl compounds. The transcript is spliced from 16 exons. The record is from RefSeq and is a predicted model, not a curated record. NCBI's taxonomy places the organism in Eukaryota, Metazoa, Chordata, Actinopteri, Carangiformes, Carangidae. Bases 162 to 2231 code for a protein of 689 amino acids.